AUGCCCAAAUCUAAGCAUGACAAGAAAGUUUCCUUAACCAAAACUGCCAAGAAAGGCUUGGAACUGAAACAGAACCUGAGAGAAGAGAUUCAGAAAUGUGUGGACACCUACAAGUACCUUUUUAUCUUCUCUGUGGCCAACAUGAGGAACAGCAAGCUGAAAGACAUCUGGAAUGCCUGGAAGCACAGCUGGAGGUUCUUUGGCAAAAACAAAGUGAUGAUGGUGGCCUUGGGUCAGAGCCCAUCUGAUGAGCACAAAGACAACCUGUAUCAGGCCAGCAAGAAGUUAAAGGGUGAAGCUGGUCUCCUUUUCACCAACCGCUCGAAGGAAGAAGUGAAUGAGUGGUUCACAAAAUACACAGAAAUGGACUGUGCCCGAGCCGGUAACAAAGCCACUUUCACUGUGAGCCUGGAUCCGGGGCCCCUGGAGUGGUUCCCCCACUCCAUGGAACCACAGCUGAGGCAGCUGGGCCUGCCUACUGCCCUCAAGAGAGGUGUGGUGACCCUCCUGUCUGACUGUGAGGUGUGCAAGGAGGGCGAUGUGCUGACCCCAGAGCAGGCCCGUGUCCUGCUUUUUGGGUAUGAGAUGGCUGGAUUCAAGGUGACCAUCAAAUACAUGUGGGAUGCAGAGUCGGGAAGGUUCCAACAGAUGGGAGAUGACUUGCCAGAGAGUGCAUCUGAGUCAGUAGAAGAAUCAGAGUCAGACAACGAGGACUGA
Messenger RNA from Nycticebus coucang (slow loris), 717 nucleotides. RefSeq names its product mRNA turnover protein 4 homolog. Gene Ontology annotation, biological process: ribosomal large subunit biogenesis; nuclear-transcribed mRNA catabolic process; ribosomal large subunit assembly. Gene Ontology annotation, molecular function: RNA binding. The transcript has a single exon. The coding region runs from base 1 to 717 and encodes 238 amino acids. Lineage: Eukaryota; Metazoa; Chordata; Mammalia; Primates; Lorisidae. Gene Ontology annotation, cellular component: preribosome, large subunit precursor; nucleolus. The record is from RefSeq and is a predicted model, not a curated record.